UGACGUCAAGGGGACAUAACUGCUAAUGGCGACAAGCCGAACGGCAGCUGAUGGCCGCGACGUCAAUUAUUGAAACAAACUUGAUUAUUUACGGCUUACUUUCACAGAACUUUCCAACAUAUUACGUUUAAUUUUACAUUGCUUUUCGCUCCGAAAUCUCGUUUGCUUUCUGUUGUCUUUCCAUGAUGCAUCUGUCUAUCCCUGACACAAAAGAAUUCCAAGACAAAGAUGGAACAGGGACCUACACAGCCUUUAACAUCCACAUCAAUGGUGCUUUCCACUGUACAGUACGGUACCGGCAGUUACACCAUUUGCAUGAACAGUUAAAAAAACAGUUUGGAGCCAGUACCUUACCUCCGUUCCCACCGAAACGACUAUUGUCUCUGUCUCAAGCACAAUUGGAUGAGCGGCGAAUCAGUCUGGAACGUUAUAUUCAGAUGGUGAGCCAAGUCCCUGAGAUAGCAUCAUGCAGUAUAUUCAACAGCUUCUUGUUAAAUGCUCAACAGGAAAGUAUGCAGCAAAUAGAAGAAUCUGUGAAUCUAGAAGUAUACCUUAUGAACGACCAUAAAUUAACUGUAAAUAUUACAUCAACAGACCAAACAGAAGACGUGUUAGAGUUUUUCAUUCCUCUUUUUUUCUGUUUCUAUUCCUUGUGUGUAUAUAUGUGUGUAUACGUGCAAGUCCUUGUGCAUGCCCACAUCCUUUGUGUGUGUAUCCCCUAUGUUUUUCUCAUUCCGCUUUUUUCUAUUUCUUUUCAAGUAAUUCGUAAACUUCAAGAUUUCGAAUCCCCCUACAUCUCUUUAAAAGCAUUAAACAAAGAUGGACCUCAUUGUAUUGUACUCCGGAAAAGCUACUGGGACAUGCAGUACGAUAAUGACCUUCUCAAUAACCGAGUGACAUUGUCCUUGCUCUACACACAGGCAGUAAACGAUAUUGAACAACAAUGGAUUAUAGCCACAAAAGACCAAUUUUUACAACUAUCAGCAUUACAGCAAAAAGGAUCCAAAAAAGAUUAUUUACAGUUUGUCCGUACCCUAAAGUAUUACGGUUACAUGCACUUCCGGCCAUGCAUAACAGAUUACCCUGAAAAGAAAACCAAUGUUUUGAUUGCUGUGGGAAAUGAAGAAUUAAAUUUCAGAAUCCAGACAGGCAAGGACCAAUACAAAGAAGGCUCUUUUAAAAUCACGCGAAUGAGAUGCUGGAGAAUCACGACAAUAUAUGCUGACAGAGAUAAUUGUAGUAAAAAGGACAUGAAGCCACAAUUGGAAAUAUCGUUUGAGUAUCAGCUAUCCAGAGAUAAGCUUCAGUGGAUUAACAUCAAAAGUGAUCAGGCAAUCCUAAUUAGCAUGUGCUUGGAAGGAAUGGUGGAUGAAUUAGUAAGAAAGAAAAAAGGGAAAAAAAUUAAAAAACCUCAAGACCGAAUGCAUUAUACAAGGGGAGAUUACUUGAACAGAGACAAUACGUCACCAAUUAUUUCCAAUCAAAAUAUGAGUCGAACCUUCAGUGAGCCAGCUGGAUUAUAUUUAUACUCUGAACUUUUGGAAAAUGACUACCAACAGAGCGCCAUCAACAAAGCUGUAGAUUCUGUGAAAAAGAUAUCUGACAAAUUUGCCAAUGUUUCAUUCAAGGCAUCACGAGAUGGUCAAAACAUCCAAAGUGUUUUGGAAAAUAACGCAUUUGAAGAAAUAGGAGAUGACGAUCUCUGAUUCUUCACGAUUGCUGUGCAUCAGCCGAGAUUCCAGUUUCCUAUCAUUCUAAUCUUCCUUGAUAACCACAAGGGCCAGCAAGUAUCAUUCCAGAGCAACCUGCUUGUGCCAGGUCAUCGAAUCGCUUCAGAAGACAUAUAGCUAUUUUUAUAAAACCUCAAAUAUAUUAAAAUGGAAAGACAAAAAAAAAAAAGGACACAGAAAAUGACUCGAAUUAUUGGAACAUUGUAGGAUUGUUACAUCUUUUGAUGAUGUUCUGGGAGAUUAUGUGCAGUAGGACAGAACACAUAUGCUUUUACCAAUUUUGCUAUCCAUUUAAAACCUGACAUUUGUCAAUUCAUUUAGAAAACACACUUGGUUCUUUGCUAGUCAAAACAAGUUGCACUAAUCCUCUAGAAUCAGUUCAACUGGUCCAUUUUCAAAUAUAUCUAUACAUAUAUUUCAAAAUCUUUGUGAUAUCCGAUAUAUAUAUAUAGCUCUGAUAUAUGUGUAUCUGAUCUAUAUGUAGAUCUGAAAUUAAAUUUUAAUACAUUUAGAUAUAUUUUCUCUGAUAUCUGGGAGGGAAAUUAUAACUAAUUAGAAGAAUAUGUAGCCGAAUGAAGAAAUUAAUGUAAAUAUAAAAUUUAUCAAAUGAAAAUCUGCUUUCUGAAAAAAGAAGAAAAAAAAAAUGCAGUAUAAAUGUU
Octopus bimaculoides (California two-spot octopus) is the source of this 2389-nucleotide messenger RNA. RefSeq names its product sorting nexin-17. NCBI's taxonomy places the organism in Eukaryota, Metazoa, Mollusca, Cephalopoda, Octopoda, Octopodidae. Gene Ontology annotation, molecular function: phosphatidylinositol binding. Gene Ontology annotation, cellular component: early endosome. Gene Ontology annotation, biological process: endocytic recycling; signal transduction; intracellular protein transport. The record is from RefSeq and is a predicted model, not a curated record.